CGGAUGUCCCUCUCGGCGCAACUGUAUAGAUCAUAGACUGCGACAGUCUAGAGGAGUUGGUCACCUAGACGAAUUGUGUCUUGCCACUGGUUUCAGCCUCGUUGCGCUCCCAAACACACUUCUUUGGAAUUUGCGCCUUCCUCUACUCACCUUCGCACCCUCCAUCAACCAGCCUUUGGGGCCUGCGCCGUACAGCGCAAUGGCUGGAAAACACCCUGGCAAUCCUGACGGUGCGCCUUCGAAACGCCAAAAGACAUCAGGCGACAUGAAUCCUGAGACCAAUCCUUAUCUUGCCCAUUGGAAUGACAAUGAGUCGAAUGGCUAUAGCAAUGGCUACUCGACCCCGGCAAAUGACGGCCCUCUAUCAAAAUUGCAAAGACACAAAACCACCGCUGCGCUUGCUCGCGCCUGUGAAGACGGCAAGACGAACCCGUUUACUGGUCAACCCUUCUCUGAACGCUACUUCUCCAUUCUACGAACGAGGAGAGACCUUCCUGUACAUGCGCAAAGAGACGAGUUUCUCCAAUUGUACCAGAAGUCUCAAAUCCUGGUCUUCGUGGGUGAGACUGGUUCCGGAAAGACUACACAAAUACCACAAUUUGUCCUCUAUGAUGACCUGCCGCAACAAGAACGCAAGCUGGUGGCCUGUACACAACCACGACGAGUAGCGGCCAUGUCGGUAGCAGAGCGUGUGGCGAAUGAAAUGGAUGUCAAACUUGGGCAAGAAGUCGGUUACAGCAUCAGAUUUGAGGACAUGACAAGCCAGAAGACCAUACUCAAAUACAUGACGGACGGUAUGCUUCUGAGAGAAGCCAUGAACGACCAUGAAUUGAAGCGGUACAGCACCAUCAUACUCGACGAAGCCCACGAGCGGACAUUGGCCACCGACGUGUUGAUGGGCCUACUAAAAGAGGUGGUGCUACGCAGGCCAGACUUGAAACUGAUCAUCAUGUCUGCCACUCUUGACGCACAGAAGUUUCAGCGAUAUUUCAACGAUGCGCCGCUGUUGGCUGUUCCUGGUCGCACACACCCUGUCGAAAUCUUCUACACUCCUGAACCCGAGAGAGACUAUGUGGAGGCUGCAAUUAGAACAGUCCUGCAGAUACACGCCACCGAGCCUGAAGGAGACAUUCUUCUGUUCUUAACUGGAGAGGAAGAAAUCGAAGAUGCAUGCCGGAAGAUAUCCCUCGAAGCCGACGAAAUGAUCCGUGAGGCUGAUGCCGGCCCGAUGAAAGUCUAUCCUCUGUACGGCUCGUUGCCUCCAGCUCAACAACAGAGAAUCUUCGAGCCAGCGCCACCUCCCCGUAAGCCAGGCGGGAGAGCAGGACGAAAAUGCAUCAUCGCCACCAACAUUGCCGAGACGUCUUUGACUAUCGAUGGUAUCGUCUACGUGGUUGAUCCUGGCUUUGCCAAGCAGAAAGUGUACAACCCACGUAUUCGUGUCGAGUCUCUAUUGGUCUCACCGAUAUCCAAGGCAUCUGCUCAACAGAGAGCCGGUCGUGCCGGUCGUACUCGUCCUGGUAAAUGCUUCAGACUUUACACCGAGGGAGCUUUCAAGAAAGAGCUCAUCGAGCAAACCUAUCCUGAAGUGUUAAGAUCAAACUUGUCAUCCACAGUCCUGGAGUUGAAGAAGCUCGGAAUUGAUGAUCUUGUCCAUUUCGAUCUGAUGGAUCCUCCUGCUCCGGAAACUCUCAUGCGAGCUUUGGAAGAAUUGAACUACUUAGCCUGUUUGGACGACGAUGGCAAUCUAACCACCAUGGGCAGACUUGCUUCCGAGUUUCCUUUGGAUCCAGCACUGGCAGUCAUGCUUAUCUCAUCCCCGGAAUUCUACUGCUCGAACGAAAUUCUAAGCUUGGUGGCUUUGCUUUCGGUACCUCAAAUCUUUGUGCGACCAGCUUCUGCCCGCAAACGAGCAGAUGAGAUGAAGAAUUUAUUCGCCCAUCCUGACGGUGAUCACUUGACCUUGCUGAAUGUCUAUCAUGCCUACAAAGGACCUGAAGCACAGGCUAAUCCGCGACAAUGGUGCCAUGAUCACUUCCUCAGCCUUCGCGCUCUCCAGUCUGCCGACAAUGUGCGCCUGCAACUCAAACGCAUAAUGGAACGGGAGGAGUUGGAGUUGAUGUCGACGCCUUUUGAAGACAAGAAAUAUUACGAAAACAUUCGACGAGCUCUCGUUUCAGGAUUUUUCAUGCAAGUCGCCAAGAAAGAGGCCAAUGGGAAGACUUACACAACAGUCAAGGACAAUCAGACCGUACUUUUGCAUCCUAGCACGGUUCUCGGCCAGGAAAGCGAAUGGGUUGUUUACAACGAAUUCGUGCUUACGAGUAAGAACUAUAUUCGGACAGUCACUAGCGUUCGAGGAGAAUGGCUACUUGAUAUCGCCCCUGGCUAUUACGACAUCAAUGGUUUUCCCAAGGGUGAAGUCAGGACAGCACUUCAGCGGCUUACAGAACGUGUUGCUAGACGAGAGAAGAUGAAGGGCGGGAGGUGAUCGUUCAAAUCUAGGCCACGAGAGGAAGGGCUGUUCUGAGCAAUUGCGGAACUAUGCGGGCGCCAAAUAUGGGUUCUGUGGCUGAUCUCGCAUAAUCAAUCACUCUUCAGGGGUUAUCCCGACGUAGGCAACCCGGGUCUGCUUGGGGCUCGCAGCUCGUGUUACGAACCUGUCGAGUCCCAAUAUCUUUGCAAAGCGGUGAAGCAAGUGGCCUCAACGACUGGAAGGGCCUAUAUCAGCAUCUGUGCAAAUAGCUUGCAGCAGCAUGAGCAGGGUUCAGGGACCUCGGCGGUGCUGCUCCCAGACCCGCCAUAGAUAGAUUCUCGGAUAGUACCUUAUGAAGGGGCAACUCCUGUUUGACAUGACGGCUUCAC
Molecule: messenger RNA, 2865 nt
Organism: Exophiala xenobiotica
Lineage: Eukaryota; Fungi; Ascomycota; Eurotiomycetes; Chaetothyriales; Herpotrichiellaceae
Product: pre-mRNA-splicing factor ATP-dependent RNA helicase PRP43
Exons: 1
Coding region: 200-2491 (763 amino acids)
Cellular component (GO): spliceosomal complex; intracellular anatomical structure
Molecular function (GO): RNA helicase activity; ATP binding; RNA binding
Source: RefSeq, a predicted model, not a curated record